AAGCCAAAGCCAAAGCCAAAGGAAAGUAAACCAAGACAAAGCAAUUGACUUUUUAACCUGCAUUCCUGUAAAUUAAAGAUAGUCCCCCGCCGUUGCCGUUGCCGUCGCCGUUGCAGUUGCAAUUGCAGCUACACUUGCAGAAAAAUCUACAUAAAUAGCAAUAAAAUUAAUUGCGCUUGUCUGCCACAUUUUCCACGCAGUUUUCCAGCCGCUGGCAAUGAAAACCUGAAACUGGACAAAUGUCCGGCAAUAAAAGGCUGCAUAAAACAAAGUGCACAAAAGCACAAAGCACUCUACGUUGAGCAGUGAGUAAAGGGGAGGUAGUGGAGGUAGUGGAGAGGGAGGAGAGAGAGAGGAGAAAUCCUGACAAACUGGGUAAUUGCAGUUGAGGAUUGAUGACAGAGCCGCCAGCGAAUAAAACAGAAAUAAAAUCAUGCCAAAACAUGGCCAAAACAAAUCACUUAAAAUUGUGUGUAAUAAUAGUCGUAAAAGGCACUUCUGUAUUUGGCUUGAUUUGAUAUUGUGGUUCUAUGCAAAUUGCUUCUAUGUACGACCCGUUAUCUGGCCUGCCUCAGAUGCCUCCAAUCAGAUUCAUUUCAAUCAAUUUACCGACUGGCACUGGGUCAGGCCAUACUCUCGUAUUAGCACUGGCAAUUUCCUAUGGGGAUAAAUUAUGCGACACCACACAUAGAUCGAUCGGGGCCGUUGAUGGCGUCACUUACACAUGUCCGAACAGGCAUCAAUAAAUACUAACGGUGCCUGGCGGCAUUAAGUCCGACACUCGUCAGAGUCUCCAGUAAACAGCAAGCAGCAGCAGCAGCAACAGAUACUCUCCACAAGAGUCUCCACAUCUGCCAUAGCCGGAAGUCUUUGUUUGGGCAUUCUCGUUGGUUGGACUCCAUUUUUGCUUUAUGAUUAUUGUGUGAUCGCGUUUUAAUCGCCUCAAGACUCAUUGAAAUGGCUGAUGCUGUGGCUUUUUGUGGCACAUGUGAAUCAUGCACAAGGUGCCGCUUUUCUUUUGUAAACUGGUUUAUUCCCACCCCAUGGCCACUUACCCACUCAUUGGGCUCUAAUCACACCCGCCGUUGCCUAUUGCCGUUUCUGGUUCUCGAUUCUCUGGCUCUAACUGCAGAUCUACCCGCGAUCGCGUGCUGUGGUCUCCGACUUUGUUGCGGCUGGAAAUCAUCUUCAGUUCUGUUUGUGUGUCUGUUUGUGUGUGUGUGUGUGUGUGUGUGUUAGCCGGAAGCCAGCGACAGCCCCACAUUCUGCCUACUAGUAGCAGUACCAUGUGGGCGGGGGCUCUCAGUUAUGAUUACAUUUGUUCUUCCUUAUAAUUCAAUUAUGUACUAGUUUGGGGGAAUGAAGAAAAAAACUGGAAUUCCUGGCUCAAUUGUUGAUUCUUUCUGAGUGACUUGGCAUGUCUGCCUCUGCCCCUCCCUUGAUGGCUGCCUGGGAAGCAGAGUUCUCCUAUUUCGAGUGAUCUUUGAUCUUGAAGCCUUGGGUAAUCUGAUAAAUAUUGCCUCCACUUUUGAUUGACAGCCUUCGUUCCUUCCUUUCCUCUAUUCGCAUUGAUCUCAUAAAUAUGACUCUUGCGAUGCCCCCCACCCCCUAAUGGAGUUGGCUUAGAGUUCUAAGAGCACUAAGCUAAAAGCAGCUUAAUGCACUCUGGGAUAGACACACACACACACACACACAAAACACACGUGUAUGGCAUGUUGGUUAGCUGCAAUGGCUGUUAAGGCAUUUGGCUACCACUCAAGCUUGAUGCUGCCUCAUCCUCAACCUCAUCGUCGUCCUCAGCAGCUGCCGUUGCCUUUGCCAUUGCCAUUUCCCAUUCCCGCUGCUGAUGAUGAUGAAGAUGAAGUUAUUAUUAUCUGACAAGGGCAUCGCCGCCAUGGAAAACGGCAUUGCAGUUGCAUUGGCCUCGCACUUAGCAAAAAUGUUUUCCACAUUUUCCAUCCAUCCUCUGGUACCUUCUACGUGUCUUGUGUCUUUAUUAGAGGCGUGACUAAUCGCCUGAUGGCUGUUGGCUGGUGGCUGAUGGCUGAUCAUCAUCCUAGCCUGGUCUGGCCAUUACGAUUACGCUUACUACUGGAAAACGUGGCCAACGCUUUGCUAUUUACCUUAGAUCCCAUCACUAUUAAGGCCACAACACAACUGUCAAUUUUCGGGGUACACAACAAUUUUCGAUGAUUAUUUCUUGGGGAAAGUGUUGGCGUUGGCGGGGCCUUGAUUCUGUUUCACAGAUUUCCAUCUCGUUUCGAGCGUAAAUUAUGGGCCAUCGAUCAAACGGCUUUGUUGGCCUUGCUUUUUCUCGCUGUGAAAGUUCCUCAAGAUGAAAUUUCCGUAUCGUUUGAAAUGCUGCUGGAAAAUGGAAAAAUAUAAACAAAAGUACCACAAACUAAAGGAACUUUCCCAACUAAUUAAAGGCCUCAUGAAAAAUAAUUCUUUUAGAAAAAAAAACUAAACAAAAAAACAGAUUAAAUAAAUUUAAAAACCAAAAAAAAAUAAAAGGAAAAAGCUAAAAGGAGUAUAAAGAAGGAUAAUGUCAUUGCUAACAAGGAAAGACAACGCGAACUGAAAAAUAAUUACGGCCCCAGAACAAUAAUAAUAAGCAACAUGAGCAGCCUGUCAGCACCGCCAGGCGGCAGUGGAGGAGAUGUUGCAGUGGCCACUGCCACUGCCACAAGCACAGCGACAGCGACUGCCACCGCAACUGCCACGGCCACGGGCAGCAUGGAGCCAGCGAUGGUGCCACGUACCGCCAAUUUGCUGGCAUGCAAACAAUGGUGGCGCGUCUGCUUCUUGUACGGCGACCAGCAGAAAUAUUAUCGACAGCUCUAUAGCAAGGCAGCGGCCCAGCGCCUGGCCGGAGCCAAUCAGGAGAACGACAAUGCGGCCCGAACGGGCGAGGAAGCGGGCCAGGAGUACGACACGGUCGCGAUGGGCGAUGGCGAUUUUAUCGCGGCGCAAUUAGAUGCCGGAGAAGAUGCGGACGAUGGCAUUGAUCUGGGAGAUAGCAGCCAGCUAGGAGGGUCAAGAGUGGCCAAAGGAGCUGCAGUAGGAGCCACAGCGACAGCAGGUCGCCCACUCUUUCCACUCUCCUCCUCGCCGCGACGCAGCAAAAAGCUGCUGCGCUCUCUGAGAGGCCACGUCAAGGCAGAGAGCAGACCGGAGAAGCCUGUGAAGGCAGCCAAGCUUCAGAGCGAACCGUCCAGCGAGCUGACCAAGCGCAAUGCCAGGGUGACCGUGCUCGAUGAUCCCUUCCUCUUCGGCAUCGAUGCCGAUCACCUGGGCGAUCUGGUCAGAGGCAAGGGCAAGCAGUACAGUCCGCUGGAGGCCACCGAGAACAUAGCCAGAUUCUACGAGCUGCAGCUGGAGACGACGGAGGCCACGGCCCAGGUCCUGGAGAUCAUCGAACAGGAAGAGGAGCCCGAGCCACCCAAGCCUGCGCUGCCGCCCAAGCAGAAACAGCCACGUCCUGUGCCCCCGCUGCCGGCUCGGAUUACCCAGCCAGCGGUGCUGCAACCGCUGACCGCCGGCGAUCUACAGUUCCUGAAUCUGAGCCUGCGGCAUCGGAGUUUACCGCGCAGCAUGAAGCCGUUUAAGGAUCCCCACGAUAUCAGUUUCACUUUCAAUGAGCUGGACAUGAGCACGGGCGCCACUGCCUCAGCCACAGGCCCCGGAGCAGCCGCAACGGAAGUGGCCACAGGAGUCGGCGUCGGCUCCGCGCAGCAGGAGUCAAAUGAGCCCAUCAGCCGGACGCCGCUAACGCAGAUCUCCUAUCUGCAGAAGAUUCCCACCCUGCCGCGCCACUUCUCGCCCAGCGGCUGCCACCAGGGACUGCCGCCGCCGCCGGCCCUCGCUGGCUGUGGCUCCGCCUUGGGUCUGCCCAGCAGCUCCUCGGCCAGCGCUCUGUAUGCCGCCCAGAAUGCGGGCAUGCUGCCCACCUCCCCACUGCCCCUGCAGCGCCAUCAGCAGUACUUGCCGCCCCAUCAUCAGCAGCAUUUGCCGCCACUGGGAGCUGGAACCGGACUUGGACACGGCCUCGGACCGGGAGGAUCAGGCGCACCGCAGUAUUCGCCCGCUGUUUCGGGCUGCUCCUCCACUGCCAAAUACUCGAAUGCCCAGCUCCCUCCACACCAUCAUCAGCUGUCGCCGGCGCUGUCCACACCGUCGCCGCCAUCGCUGCUGCAUCAUCCCGCCGCGGGAACGUCCGCCUCGGCACACGCUCCCUUCCUGGCGGGACCCCACAUGGAUAUGCAGCGGCAGUCGCAUUCGGACGAUGACAGCGGAUGUGCACUGGAGGAGUACACCUGGGUGCCCCCUGGACUGCGACCCGAUCAGGUCCGCUUGUAUUUCUCGCAAAUACCCGACGACAAAGUGCCAUACGUUAACAGUCCGGGGGAGCAGUAUCGUGUGCGACAAUUGCUGCAUCAACUUCCGCCGCAUGAUAACGAGGUUCGUUACUGUCACUCACUGACGGAUGAGGAGCGCAAGGAGCUGCGGCUCUUCUCCACGCAGCGCAAGCGUGAUGCCCUCGGACGCGGCAACGUCCGACAGCUGAUGAGUGCCCGGCCAUGCGACGGCUGCGACGAACUAAUCUCCACGGGCGACAUUGCUGUAUUCGCAACGCGCCUGGGCCCCAAUGCCAGCUGGCAUCCGGCCUGCUUCACGUGCUGCAUCUGCCGCGAACUGCUGGUGGAUCUCAUCUACUUCCAUCGCGACGGACGCAUGUACUGCGGCCGCCACCACGCGGAGACCCUCAAGCCACGCUGCUCGGCCUGCGAUGAGAUCAUUCUGGCCGACGAGUGCACGGAGGCCGAGGGACGGGCCUGGCACAUGAAUCACUUCGCCUGCCACGAGUGCGACAAGCAGCUGGGCGGCCAGCGGUACAUCAUGCGGGAGGGCAAGCCCUACUGCCUCCACUGCUUCGAUGCGAUGUUUGCGGAGUACUGCGACUACUGUGGAGAGGCCAUCGGCGUGGAUCAGGGCCAGAUGAGCCACGACGGCCAGCACUGGCAUGCCACCGACGAGUGCUUCUCGUGCAACACGUGCCGCUGCUCGCUGCUCGGACGCGCCUUCCUGCCCCGCCGUGGAGCCAUCUACUGCUCCAUUGCCUGCAGCAAGGGGGAACCUCCCACGCCAUCCGACAGCUCCGGCACCGGCAUGUACACCACCCCCACACCGCCCACGCAGCGGGUGCGCCCCCAGACGCGCAUCACCAGCAGCCACGCCUCCAGCUCGCCGCCCAUGUCGCCGCAGCAACAGCAGCAGCACCAGGCGAGCUUCAACCAGGCCAUGUACCACCUCCAGAGCCAGCAGAUGGAGGCGGCAGGCGGUCCAGUGGCUGGAGGCGGCGGCGGUGGCAGUUUGCUCGGCCUGGGCGGGGAGCUGUCCUUGCUGGAGCAGGCCAAGCAGAGCCAGAGCUACGCCACCUCCGACUCGGAUGCGGGCGUGGUGAAGGAUCUGGAGCACUGCAGGGUGGUGGGUCAUGUCGGAGGCGGCGACUUUACCGACUUCUCCGGUGGUCGCGCCUCCAGCACCUCGCAGAACAUGUCGCCCCUGAACUCGCCCGGGGACUUCCAGCCGCACCUGAUGCCCAAGCCCAUGGAGCUGCAGCGCGACGGCGUCUACAACUUCAACGAGAUGUCCUCGAAUCUGGACGCGGCCUGGCCCGCCAAGCCGCCGCUGGGUGCCACCCACAGCUACCAGCUGCAGCGGCAGCUGAUGGAGAAUCCGCACACCUCCAGCUUGCCCGAGCUGGCGGGGAAGGGUCCAAUGCUGCAGCACCAGAUGGCGGCCCACUUUGGGCAGCAGCCGACGCUUCAUUCCUCCGCGCAGCAGUUCCAGCACGAGUACGCGGACAUCCUGCAUCCUCCGCUGCCACCCUGCGAGAGGGGUGCAGGUGGAGAGGUGCCCGAGCUGCCCACGCCCAACCUGAGCGUGGCCUCUACGGCGCUGCCACCCGAGCUCAUGGGCUCGCCCACACACUCUGCCGGUGAUCGCUCGCUGAACACGCCCCUCUCGACGCACUCGGCCACGCAUGCGCCCACGCAUCCCGUGUCCAUUCUCAGUGGGGCAUCCUCUUCGUCGCCGAUGAGCGGGGAACCCGCUAAGAAGAAGGGCGUCCGCUUCGAGGGAAUCCCAGACACAUUGCCCCGCUCCCGCAGCUACUCCGGCAAUGGAGCUGGCACGAGCGGCGGCGGCGACAAGGAGCGCGAUCGGGACAGAGAGAGGGACAGAGACAGAGACAAGGAGAGGGAUAAGGAUCGCCAUGGGCCAGGACAUUCCUCGAGGCGUAGACGCCGCCGCAAGUCCACCACCUCCACCUCUUCCACGUCUGGACACCACCAUCGCAGUGGCAGCGGCCAUCGUUCGCACUCCACCAGCCGAGCAGACACCUAUGCGCCCGCCCAGCCGUUGUCCUCCUCCUACCAGAGCCCGCCCUCCGUUCUGCAGGCGGACAGCGAGACAGCCCACAAGUCACCGCGCCAGCCGAGGGAACGGGAGCGCGAGGAGUCCGCGGAGGAGUCGGACGUGUGCUCCACGUGCAGCUCGAGCUCCUCCAGCUCCGAGGACUACACGAUGAUGUACCAGCUGCCGCAGCGGCGGCACUACGGCGGCGUGCGCGUCAGCUACGUGCCCAACGAUGCGCUGGCCUACGAUCGGAAGAGGAAGCCCGCGGAGCUGGCCAACGACAAGGACAAGAACUGCAUCAUCUCGUGAUGCUGCCGACCCGCACCCGAGGGCAUUUUAAUUAGAGCUGAUUGCCGAGGAGCGGGCGCAGGCGCUGGCGCAACAGAGAGCAGGCGAAGCAUGGCAAGGGGGGGUUAUUAAUGAGGCGCCCUGGGCACUCCACUCCUAUUCGACGCUAACGAAGUAGCCACAGAAACUGCGAGGGAUCAUCAAUUGUCCGCAUUGAGACCAGAAUGGAAAGGAAUGGAAAGGAAUGGAAUGUAAUCGAGGAAAGAACUCAAGAAAGCAAAGUAAAGUUCAACUUGACAUUAAGGCGCCUAGUUAGGGAGAAACACACACACACACACACACACACAUAUGCAACUCUAUCAGAGGACGAAACCAUACAAUAAGAGCCAGCCAAGUGGGCUCAACACUGUUCCAAAUACACAUCCCUAGUUAAGCUACAAAAGAUCAACUUGCAAAACUAUUUUUAUACGCGAUAGAGUGAAGAUAUUUUAGAGAUAUUUAAAACUAUUUAUACGACGGACAAUUAAGAGAGAGAUAAGAGAGAUACAUUUAUGCAUAUAAUUUAAUUGUAUUUAUUGCAACCACUACAUAAAUAUAUCUACAGGAUGCCAGAGAGAUCUGUGGCAUCCGGGCUAAUGAUAUAUUUUAAAUUAAUUCUAGCUUAAGCCAGUAAAUUGUAUUACAUUCUCUUGAAUAAAAAGAGUGCAAAGAAGGUAUGU
Molecule: messenger RNA, 7427 nt
Organism: Drosophila obscura
Lineage: Eukaryota; Metazoa; Arthropoda; Insecta; Diptera; Drosophilidae
Gene: pk
Product: protein prickle
Exons: 6
Coding region: 2620-6729 (1369 amino acids)
Molecular function (GO): zinc ion binding
Source: RefSeq, a predicted model, not a curated record